Molecule: messenger RNA, 483 nt
Organism: Microsporum canis CBS 113480
Lineage: Eukaryota; Fungi; Ascomycota; Eurotiomycetes; Onygenales; Arthrodermataceae
Exons: 1
Coding region: 1-483 (160 amino acids)
Source: RefSeq, a predicted model, not a curated record
AUGACAUCUUCAUCCACCCACUACGAGGUCUACAAGGUCAAACAUAUGCUUGCGAUGCAGGACCCCGAAGAGACAGAGACAAGAUAUCAUAUAGUUCUCUUCAUCGUGACUGACGACAACGGCGACGGCUAUACCCAUCAUGUCACUGGUGACAUCACAGCAGGAAUGACAUACCAAUGCAGACGAGAUGAACGCCCCGAAGCCUUAGAGACCUUCCAUAAAAAAGAAUUUCUUGGGCUGGUCUCCAAAUCCAGACAUCCAGCCGAAGUUGACCGUGUGUGUUUAUCUAUACCAGCGCCCCAUUCUCAGAAGCGGUUCAAUCCCCAGACCAUGCGCUAUGAACAGUUCAAACCCGACGGGUCAUUUUAUGCUCCGGGUGAGCCGCGUCCAAGGUACUUCAAAUGCACUGAGUGGAUUGAGAAUAAGGCGAUUCCUGCUUUGUUUCAAGCCGGUGUCCUUGAGCAAGGCGCACCUCUGAGAUAA